This is a messenger RNA of Cucumis sativus (cucumber), 2362 nucleotides long. RefSeq lists its product as uncharacterized. The record is from RefSeq and is a predicted model, not a curated record. The transcript is spliced from 11 exons. Lineage: Eukaryota; Viridiplantae; Streptophyta; Magnoliopsida; Cucurbitales; Cucurbitaceae. The coding region runs from base 441 to 2075 and encodes 544 amino acids.
GAAGAACUCCACCGCUAAGCAGUAAAGUAGAGGACGAGUUGAAUGCUCCACUCUCAAACCUUGGCUUUUGCGACGAAAGGAGAAGCUUGGAUUUCUCUUAAAAGAUACAAUUUUUGUUUUUUAAAUUCCGUUAUUUCUUUCCUUUUUCAAUCCCCAUUUUGCUUUUCUGUUCGAUUCCUUCUUCCCAAUCAAAGUUCCUUUUUCCCUUUUCCAUUUCUAAGAUCAGUUCUUUUGAUUCGGUCAAAAAAUCAUUGGAAAAAUCUUCUUUUCAUGUCAAUUCUGACUCUUGGAUGCGGAUUACGCUCUGUUAUGUUUCAAAAGCUUUUCCCGCCUUUGAAUAAAUUCUUCUUUUCUGAUUUCCUUUGCAUGUUCUUCCAUCUCCUUUCUCGGAAUCGGCAUGCUGUUCAGUUUCAUUAAGCUGAGUGGCGUUGGUGGUGGUUAUGGGAGGUGGUACGGUCGAAGUGGUUAGUAGUAAAGGUUGUUCUAGGCUGCUUUUUGGGUUCUCAUCACCAUUAUCGUCAUUGGGAGGGCUGCAACAGCUUGAGUCCAUGUCUCUUGCUUCUCCGUCUUCAAGGUCUGAACCGGUGAAAGUGCGGUUAGCCGGUCCUUUUACUGGACUCGUAAUUUGUGUCACUGGUUUAUCCAAAGAAGCAAGGAAACAAGUUAAGGAAGCUACUGAGAGAUUAGGUGGACAAUACAGCCCCAAUUUGCAUCCACAAUGCACCCAUUUGGUGGUUCAAAGUUUAGGUGGACGCAAGUUUGAACACGCGUUUAAGCAUGGAUCAAGAAAUGGGCUGUUUGUUGUCUCUCUUGGCUGGUUUGUGGAUAGUGUACGGAGGAAUGUAAGACUGAGCGAGUCUCUAUAUACUAUCAAAAGUCUUGGAGAAAAUAGUGGACGCCUUGAUGAAUUAAAACAUCUAGCAGGGUCUGGUGGCGACGGAAACUCCUGCCUUCCAGUAGGCAUUCAUGGAGUUGAGCAAAAUGAUACGAUAGGAGAUUCUCAACUAUCAUUCUCUAAAAAAGAUCGUGACAGAAGAAUGGACUCUAAUCUUUCUGGUCAAUCCAUGUAUAUUGAUACGGACAUUUCACCAGAACUGCGACAUAAGGUUAUUGAGGCUGCUAAGGGAGUUGGUGCCUCACUUGUGGAUCAUUGGUUUGCCGGUUGCAGCACAAAUCACGUGGUUUGUGAGAGGACUUCCAUCCAUCGAUAUCUUGGCCAAUCCAGCAAUUUAGUCACACCACUCUGGAUUCUCAAAACUGUGACGGAGAAACGUGCACAAAGACUUAUUCACAUGUCCGCCGACCUGGCUCGACAGAUUAGUUCAACACUUGAAGAUCUUUGUGCCGAAAAUUUUACUGAGGCAAAAAAUAGGCAGCAAGAAGAUACUAGAACUUCUAGAAGUAAGACAACCCAGGCAGAACGGGAGCAGACUAUUUCAAAUGCGAAGCUUGGGGUGAGGAAGCGGCGUGCUUGUCGAAUGCAGACAUGUCAAAACCCAAUACGUCCGCUAACCCCAAGUAGCCUUUUGGAUUCGAUCUGCUGGUCAAUAUCUGAGCCAAGUUCAUCUGCUUCUAUUUACACAGACUCUUUCAGUAGUGAAGGUGUUAGUGAGCAUCAUACUCCAGAGUUCUUUGAUGCAACAGGAGAUGGCAAGGAAUCGGAAGCCUCAUUUUCAAACUUAACUCGUCCACUCAGUGAAAGCGAGAAAUCUGAAGUUGUAUUCAAAAACCAUUACUUGACUAUACUAUUUCCAGUGGAUCGUUUCUUCGAGAUGGGACCUUCUUCGAGGACAUAUUUUAGCUACAAGGGGUUCACAUGUUUCCAGAUUCUCGAUCAUAUUUAUACAUUUUAUCAGGAGAACAUGUCAGAUCAUGAAAUAGAGAUGGCCAUUCACACUGAUUCAAGGCACGCUGACCGACUUCGAUCUGUUUACUGCAGUAGAGAAACAACAGAAUCUGGUUGUGUAGUUUUCAAAAGGAUAGAAUUCCUGGGGAGCCGCAGAAGUUUCGAAAUGUUGAAGCGUGUUAGCGUUGACAACAACAGUAAUGUCUAUGAGCUAUUGAUCAGAGCAUGAGAUUUCUAUACCGGCUAGGGGGACUGUCCUUCAAUCUUCACUGUGUGUUGAACUUGUAUCAGCAUUGUGUUAAAUGUUAAGCUAACGUAGAAUAUUUGAGAAUUCAACUCUAAUCUUCAUUGUUGAAUCUUAUGACGAUAGUGCAUGCUCUUCAACUUACUAGAGGGUGAAGCUUUUCAAUCAAUCCCUUUGUAACCUAAGCUUAGUUUGUGAAUUAUUUCAAGAACAAUACAAUAAAUGGAUAUUCCGAUAAUUAUUCGGGCAUUUCAAAUAUUAUCCUUCGAAAA